GCAGUUCGUAGGGAAAUGAUGGAGGCAAAAGCCAAGGAGGAGGAAGAGCAUGUGAGAAAAGUUGCAGCCCGAAGGGCAGAGCUUGAGAAGGAGACAAAUGAGAUGGAAAAACAACUUCAAGAACUCCGGGAGCAGCGGCGUGAGGCCAGCGUGGCACUUCUCAGGAAGCAGCUGGAAGCGAGGGAGCUAGGCAAGCGCCCUGAUGAGUCGGCUGAAUCUGUUGAGAAGCCAGUUGCGACCGUGGUGUCCCGGAAGGACCAGCUGGCGCUGUCAUCACUCAAGAAAUCCAAGCCUCCCAAUGCCAUCGACGAGGAGGAUGUUCCUUGCGGCAAGGGGCGCGGCAAGAAAAAAGCCAAAGCCAAGAGCCACGGCAAGCCCAAGGGCAAGGCUUCAGGCUCCAAAUCUUCGAAGCCCGCCAAGCGCGACGAUGAUGAUGGAGGGGAAGACGACCUCCCUCGCGAGGAAGCACAUGACCAGGAGGAGUGGCAGGAAUGGGCUGAUGAAGCAGAGGCGGUGAAGCCCGAGCCUCGCAAGAAGCCUUGCAGGGGAAUUUCCAGGAAGCGAUCCAUAUGCAAAAGCGGGAAGGCGACCAAGAGACCCCGCCGUGAGGCCAAGGCAGCCAACUUUUCGACCGAGACUGCUGAGGACAAGGCAGUCGACGCUGAGGAAGAGGAUGCAGAGCCCCCUGCGACUAGGAUCAGGGCCAAGUCCAAAGCUUCCAAAGGCAAAGAUGCUGCAAAUGAGAAGGCCGAAGGGGGAGAGGACAACUUGACGUUUGCCCGACGCUACUACCCCACCCGCCCAUUCUUUCAGAAGAAGUGGGAGGCAAUCAAGAAUGCCUACAAUGAGAGAAUCAAAUGGGCCGUUGUGGGGCACAGCAAGUUGGAGGAUUGCUUUUGGCGGUAUGUUCACACGAAGAUGGACGAGCGUGGCCAGACCAUCACGGAUCCAGAGGAAUGGCCCGAGAUGGCCAACAACUUGGCGUGGGAGUAUUUGAGGGAUGACGCCCACCCAGAGCUUCUAGGCUGA
This is a messenger RNA of Symbiodinium pilosum, 1029 nucleotides long. The record is from the annotation of a GenBank genome assembly. NCBI's taxonomy places the organism in Eukaryota, Dinophyceae, Suessiales, Symbiodiniaceae.